AUGAUGCAGACACACGGUGCAGAGACUUCGGUUCAAUAUCGGGGCAUUUUGACCCUCUUGCCGGCGACGGGAUGCAUGGACGAUGAUUCGUGGCGAGCCGAUGAUGGACCAUGGCAGUCGACUUUUGAGUUUUUACGCACAACUCAACUUGAACGAGUGGAGAAGAUGGCGGGUCAAGGAAGAGGCGACGGGCGGAAAGUCGAUUGA
Molecule: messenger RNA, 207 nt
Organism: Penicillium diatomitis
Lineage: Eukaryota; Fungi; Ascomycota; Eurotiomycetes; Eurotiales; Aspergillaceae
Exons: 1
Coding region: 1-207 (68 amino acids)
Source: RefSeq, a predicted model, not a curated record